CAACUUACAUCUACUUAGGUACCUACUUAUUAAAUAUUUCUACUUAUUUACAGAUCCGCUAGGCCUUCUUAUGGGGACUCUGCUGUUGGAUGGGUGCAAGUUCGAAGGGAUAAAAAUGUGUGCACAGUUAAAGCUAAAAUGACACCUGAACACAAUGUGAGGAAAACACAAUAUGCUGUAACUUGCAAUAUUGAUGAGGAAUGUGAAAAGGUGUUAAAUAUUCAGUGCCAUGACUGUGCUGCCUCUUCAGGUGGAUGUAAGCAUUCCAUAGCACUCUUGAUGUGGCUUCACAGAAGGAGUGAAGAACCUUCUCCAACUGAAGUUGCUUGUUACUGGGCAAAGAGUAAACUUUCCAAAGUUGGAACUUCGGUUAAAUACCUAACUUUGAAGGAUUUUGGAGCACAAGAAGAACUGAGCUCAGAUGAAGAAAGCUCACUUUUUUUACAGGAAGUUGUGAACCAAGGACUAGAACAUAAUGUUGAGAGUCAGUUAUUGAAACACUUCAAGCCUAACAGAAUUUUACAACAUCUUGGACUACACCAAUUGAUGUUAAAUUUUGUUAGCAAAAAUGAUUCUUCGGAAAUGGCACUGAAUUUUUCAGAAUUUCUAGAACUUUGUUAUCAGGAAAUGGAUCCCCAACUAUGUUCUGAAGCUGCAGCAAUAACGAUUGAACAGUCUAAUUCCGGUUUAUGGUUUGACCUGCGAUAUGCAAGAAUAACUGCAUCAAAGAUUUAUGAUGCAGCACACUGCAAAAAAUCAGAUGGUUCCCUGGUUAACCAAAUACUUGGUGUAACCAAACUUCCUGCUACAGAAGCCAUGUCUCGAGGAAAAAGGCUUGAGGAUGCUGUAAUUAAAGCUUUAGAACAAAAAUUAAAGAUGAAACUCAGUCAUAUUGGGUUACAAUUAAAUCACAGGCAUCCAAUAUUUGGGGCUUCUCCAGAUGCUAUAUCUGAAGAGUUUGUAGUUGAAAUAAAAUGUCCUCAAUCUGAGAAAACUAUUUGUAACUAUUUAACAAAAAAUAUGGAAAUUACAGCAAAUACAAAGCUCAAGUGCAGCUACAGAUGUUUCUAUGUAAGAAACAAAAAGCAUUAUUUUGUGUUGCAGAUCCUAAUUUUGAGGAAAAUUUAAAAUUUUUUGAUAUAUGGGUACCAUAUGAUGAAGAAUACAUAAAGAUGUUAAGGGGGUAUUAGUACGCUAUGGUCAAAAUAGGUGGCCAAUUUUUAAACUAACGUUUAACAGUUCUUUGAAUAGAUGGCAGCACGUAGAUAUAUUUUAUUAUUAAAUUUAGUUCUCUGAACGACACCGCAUUGAUGCCAUGUAUUGCAACUUAGGCUCGGCACAUCUCGAUCUUAAUCGUACUUUGCAUUUACAGACGACAGUUGUUAAUCCUUUCUUUACCUGCCUAGGGUAAAUUCUCAUUAAUAGAUACUAAACGUUCAUUCAUUUGGAUAUAGUUUAUUAUUUAAUAUUGUAUUAUACGGCAAUUCGUAAUUCUUUACCUGCUCAAAAGGAUUUAUUUCAAACUAAAGAAAUUUGCAAUUAUUUGAAAUACAAGUAAGUGCCUAUCUAAAUGACCAAAAAAGAAUUAUGCUAAUUCUCAGAAUGAAGAUCGAGUAUAAAAUUAGUAUUUUUAAUAAAUGUAAAAUACGUAAGUCAAUUGAAAAACAGACUCACUACAAUAACUUUUUUCAUAUUGAAUGUUUUUUCAACAGGGAAAGUUUUUUCCUCGGAAAAUUUCACAUUUUCAUUUCAUUUCUCAUUUCAACAUGCGAGGCAGAAUAAUAAUUAGCCUAAUGAACCACUUACUUAAAACAUUUUUAAAAGUAAUAUACUGCAGAAUACCUAUAUAAAAAAUGCGAAGAACAAGUAUCACGGACAAAGAUUUGAUUCCGCAAUGCCUUGCCCUUAGGCACCCGAGAGGCUCUAUUGACUGUCUAAGUGCUAUAUAUUUGUUUUAUCGACUACAAAAAGGCAUUUGAUAGAGUACAACAUGAUAAGCUGCACAUACUCAUAAAUUAUCUUGGAGGAAACUGGAUUAGAUGAUAGAUCUAAACAACAUUAGAUAUGCCGACGACGCAGUAGUUUUUGCAGAUAGCCUAGAUGAUUUGCAAAGAAUAAUGUCGCGCAUAUAAGACAUAAGUAGUGAACAUGGAAUUUCAAUACGAAAAAAAAAAAGAAAGUAAUGGUAGUCAUUAAGAGCGAAAUAUAUUACAUACACGGCUUUUGGUUAACCAACAACCAAUUGACAGAGUGGACAGCUACACAUACCUUGGUACCUACAUAAACAGUCAAUGAGACCACUCUAGUGAAAUAAAACAACGCAUAGGAAAAGCGAGAUCAGCGUUCAUAAUGAUGAAGUCUC
This is a messenger RNA of Diabrotica virgifera virgifera (western corn rootworm), 2362 nucleotides long. RefSeq lists its product as uncharacterized. Bases 139 to 1128 code for a protein of 329 amino acids. The transcript is spliced from 2 exons. The record is from RefSeq and is a predicted model, not a curated record. Lineage: Eukaryota; Metazoa; Arthropoda; Insecta; Coleoptera; Chrysomelidae.